Messenger RNA from Linum trigynum, 321 nucleotides. The record is from the annotation of a GenBank genome assembly. Lineage: Eukaryota; Viridiplantae; Streptophyta; Magnoliopsida; Malpighiales; Linaceae.
AUGGCUAAAUCCCAAUUCAUUUUCGGGAAACUGAGUUCUUCCUCGUGCGUAGUGCUUUCCCCCAAAUUUCUCCCGCCUCGUCAUCCCUCUUCAUCUACGUUCACUCGCCGAGACUCCAGACUCGACUUCUUCGGCCAACUGGAGGUCAUAGUCACACAUUCCGUCGCUGUUGCUGUUGUCGUUGAGACUCAAGACUCAGCUUCUUCGCCCGAUCACCAUCUCAUCUCCGUCCAUUCUCUACUCGCUAUCACAAAGUCGUCGAAGACUUUCAUCUCUGUAUGUGCUUCUUUGCCCCUAAAGGUCGCCCAUUCUGUCCUAUAG